Molecule: messenger RNA, 3447 nt
Organism: Cynocephalus volans (Philippine flying lemur)
Lineage: Eukaryota; Metazoa; Chordata; Mammalia; Dermoptera; Cynocephalidae
Gene: PCDH19
Product: protocadherin 19
Exons: 6
Coding region: 1-3447 (1148 amino acids)
Biological process (GO): homophilic cell-cell adhesion
Cellular component (GO): plasma membrane
Molecular function (GO): calcium ion binding
Source: RefSeq, a predicted model, not a curated record
AUGGAGUCGCUCCUGCUGCCGGUGCUGCUGCUGCUGGCUGUACUGUGGACGCAGGCGGCCGCCCUCAUUAACCUCAAGUACUCGGUAGAAGAGGAGCAGCGCGCCGGGACGGUGAUCGCCAACGUGGCCAAGGACGCGCGGGAUGCUGGCUUCGCGCUGGACCCCCGGCAGGCCUCCGCCUUCCGCGUGGUGUCCAACUCGGCUCCGCACCUGGUGGACAUCAACCCCAGCUCUGGCCUGCUGGUCACCAAGCAGAAGAUCGACCGCGACCUGCUGUGCCGCCAGAGCCCCAAGUGCAUCAUCUCGCUCGAGGUCAUGUCCAGCUCAAUGGAGAUCUGCGUGAUUAAGGUGGAGAUCAAGGACCUGAACGACAACGCUCCCAGUUUCCCGGCGGCACAGAUAGAGCUGGAGAUCUCGGAAGCGGCCAGCCCGGGCACUCGCAUCCCGCUGGACAGCGCCUACGACCCGGACUCAGGCAGCUUUGGCGUGCAGACGUACGAGCUCACACCCAACGAGCUGUUCGGCCUGGAGAUCAAGACGCGCGGCGACGGCUCGCGCUUUGCUGAACUUGUGGUGGAGAAGAGCCUGGACCGCGAGACACAGUCGCACUACAGCUUUCGCAUUACUGCGCUCGACGGCGGUGACCCGCCGCACCUGGGCACCGUUGGCCUCAAUAUCAAGGUGACCGACUCCAAUGACAACAACCCGGUGUUUGGCGAGUCCACCUACGCGGUGAGCGUGCCAGAAAACUCGCCUCCCAACACACCCGUCAUCCGCCUCAAUGCCAGCGAUCCAGACGAGGGCACCAACGGCCAGGUGGUCUACUCCUUCUAUGGCUACGUCAACGACCGCACGCGUGAGCUUUUCCAGAUCGACCCGCACAGUGGCCUAGUCACGGUCACUGGUGCCCUAGACUACGAAGAGGGCCACGUGUACGAACUGGACGUGCAGGCCAAGGACCUGGGGCCCAACUCUAUCCCAGCACACUGCAAGGUCACCGUCAGUGUGCUGGACACCAAUGACAACCCGCCGGUCAUCAACCUGCUGUCGGUCAACAGCGAGCUUGUGGAGGUGAGCGAGAGCGCCCCCCCGGGCUACGUGAUCGCCCUGGUAAGGGUGUCUGAUCGAGACUCAGGCCUCAAUGGACGCGUGCAGUGCCGUUUGCUGGGCAACGUGCCCUUUCGACUGCAGGAAUACGAGAGCUUCUCCACUAUCUUGGUGGACGGACGGCUGGACCGCGAACAGCACGACCAAUACAACCUCACGAUUCAGGCGCGCGACGGCGGCGUGCCCAUGCUACAGAGUGCCAAGUCCUUCACCGUGCGCAUCACUGACGAAAACGACAACCACCCGCACUUCUCCAAGCCCUACUACCAGGUCAUUGUGCAGGAGAACAACACGCCUGGCGCCUAUCUCCUCUCUGUGUCUGCCCGUGAUCCCGACCUGGGUCUCAAUGGCAGUGUCUCCUACCAGAUCGUGCCGUCGCAGGUGCGGGACAUGCCUGUCUUCACCUAUGUCUCCAUCAACCCCAACUCGGGCGACAUCUAUGCCCUGCGAUCCUUCAACCACGAGCAGACCAAGGCAUUCGAAUUCAAGGUGCUGGCCAAGGAUGGCGGCCUGCCCUCGUUGCAAAGCAAUGCCACGGUGCGGGUCAUCAUCCUCGACGUCAACGACAAUACUCCAGUUAUCACGGCCCCGCCCCUGAUCAACGGCACAGCUGAGGUCUACAUCCCCCGCAACUCUGGCAUAGGCUACCUGGUGACCGUUGUCAAGGCAGAUGACUAUGAUGAAGGCGAAAACGGCCGAGUCACCUAUGACAUGACUGAGGGCGACCGUGGCUUCUUUGAAAUAGACCACGUCAAUGGCGAAGUCAGAACCACCCGCACCUUCGGCGAGAGCUCCAAGGCUUCCUAUGAGCUUAUUGUGGUGGCCCACGACCACGGCAAGACUUCUCUGUCUGCCUCUGCGCUCGUCCUAAUCUACCUGUCCCCCGCUCUGGAUGCCCAAGAGUCAAUGGGCUCAGUGAACUUGUCCCUGAUUUUCAUUAUCGCCCUGGGCUCCAUUGCGGGCAUCCUCUUUAUCACUAUGAUCUUUGUGGCAAUCAAGUGCAAGCGAGACAACAAAGAAAUCCGGACCUACAACUGCAGUAAUUGUUUAACCAUCACUUGUCUCCUCGGCUGUUUUAUAAAAGGACAAAACAGCAAGUGUCUGCAUUGCAUCUCGGUUUCUCCCAUUAGCGAGGAGCAAGACAAAAAGGCAGAGGAGAAAGUGAGCCUAAGGGGAAAGAGAAUCGCUGAGUACUCCUAUGGGCAUCAAAAGAAAUCAAGCAAGAAGAAAAAAAUCAGCAAGAAUGACAUCCGCCUGGUACCCCGGGAUGUGGAGGAGACAGACAAGAUGAACGUUGUCAGUUGCUCCUCCCUGACCUCGUCCCUCAACUAUUUCGACUAUCACCAGCAGACACUGCCCCUGGGCUGCCGCCGCUCUGAGAGCACUUUCCUGAAUGUGGAGAACCAGAAUACCCGCAAUACCAGCGCCAACCACAUCUACCACCACUCUUUCAAUAGCCAGGGCCCCCAGCAGCCAGACCUGAUCAUCAACGGUGCGCCUCUGCCCGAGACUGAAAACUAUUCUUUUGAUUCCAACUAUGUGAACAGCCGAGCCCAUUUAAUCAAAAGCAGCUCCACCUUCAAGGACUUAGAGGGCAACAGCCUGAAGGAUAGUGGACACGAGGAGAGUGACCAGACUGACAGUGAGCAUGAUGUCCAGCGGAGCCUGUAUUGUGAUACUGCUGUCAACGAUGUCCUGCACACCAGCGUGACUUCCAUGGGAUCUCAGAUGCCUGACCAUGAUCAGAAUGAAGGAUUUCAUUGCAGGGAAGAGUGCCGGAUUCUUGGCCACUCUGACAGGUGCUGGAUGCCCCGGAACCCCAUGCCCACCCGCUCCAAGUCCCCUGAGCAUGUGAGGAACAUCAUCGCGCUGUCCAUUGAAGCUACUGCUGCUGAUGUUGAGGCUUAUGACGACUGCGGCCCCACCAAGCGGACUUUUGCAACCUUUGGGAAAGAUGUCAGCGACCACCCGGCUGAGGAGAGGCCCACCCUGAAAGGCAAGAGGACUGUUGAUGUGACCAUCUGCAGCCCCAAGGUCAGUGGCGCUAUCCGGGAGGCAGGCAAUGGCUGUGAGGCUAUUAGCCCUGUCACCUCCCCACUCCACCUCAAGAGCCCUCUGCCCACCAAGCCUUCCGUGUCUUACACCGUUGCCCUGGCUCCCCCGGCCCGUGAUCUGGAGCAGUAUGUCAACAAUGUCAACAAUGGUCCUUCUCGUCCCUCUGAAGCUGAGCCCCGUGGAGCUGACAGUGAGAAAGUCAUGCAUGAGGUCAACCCCAUUCUGAAGGAAGGUCGCGACAAAGAGUCCCCUGGCGUGAAGCGUCUGAAGGAUAUCAUUCUCUAA